Ordospora pajunii is the source of this 3801-nucleotide messenger RNA. Its product is annotated as SNF2-like protein. Lineage: Eukaryota; Fungi; Microsporidia; Ordosporidae. Gene Ontology annotation, molecular function: DNA binding; ATP hydrolysis activity; ATP-dependent chromatin remodeler activity. The record is from RefSeq and is a predicted model, not a curated record. The coding region runs from base 1 to 3801 and encodes 1266 amino acids. The transcript has a single exon.
AUGAAUAGGCUGGAGAAGUUCUUUACGACUCUGUAUACAGCGCAGUCGAAGGUUCUGAAGAGGUACACAACUGAUGAGCUGGUUUCUCAAAUAAAAGAAUAUGUUGACUUUACGCCUUACAUUCUCAGGCAAACAUACAAGCUUUUGUGUGGGCAGGAAGGAGAGGACAGGAAGAACGGGGCGAAGAUACUUGGUUCGCUGAUGUUCCAGUUUAAGCUUGUGACAGAGUUCAAGAUUGAGUAUAUGGAGGGGAAGGACAUAUAUCUGAGCUGUACAGGAGAGCAGUUCAACGUACAGGCGCCAUCCAUACAGGAGCAGAAGAGGAUGGUGAAGAAGCUUGCGGACAUGGAGCAUGUGGAGUCGAACUUCCUGAGCGAUAUUGAUUUUAGGGCAAGUGCAGGAGAGGCAAUCAAAAGGCAUAAGGUUGAAGAGAAGGUGAUUGAGAAUCCGUUUGAUUUUUUUGAGCAGGUAAGCGAGAACCUGCUGAGUUACGAAUGGCACAAGCGGCAUGGGGCGUUUCUUGCAUUUGAAGCAAUGUUUUCUGAGAUGGGAGAAGGGGAGAUGCAGGUUAAGAUUGAUCCUAAGCUGUUUUCGAAGAUCUACGAAAUUCUUGUUACGGACAAGUUCAAUGACUUUGUGGAUGACAGGACGGUUGCGCCUGUGAGGGAUGCUGCAGCACGUCUUUUAGCAUGUAUCUACCCAUUGAUUGGGGCGAAUGAUAUUAUUGAGCAGCUGAUUGGAUUUCUGGACAACGACGACUGGCAGGUGCAGUUUUCAGGGCUGAUAGCACUUGGAUAUCUGAAGGAAUAUGUGCCUGACAAGGAGAUGCUUUAUAAGAAGCUUGUGUCGCUUUUGUGCAGUGUGGAUGAGGACAUAAAGCUGCUUAGUGCGGAGCUUUUGUGUGAGUUUCCGAUUUGCUCUGAUGCGGAGGUGAUUCUUGACAGAUGCUGGAACAAUAUCGAAGCGGAGGAGGUUAUUUCUGUGUCAAAGACGUCCAACCUGUCGCUGCUUGCAAAGAUAUAUAGAGAGAAUCCUGGGAUAGAGGUGCCGUCUGAUAAGCUAAAGGAGAUUUUCCCAUGCUUCACAUCGCCUGUUCCUGAUGUGCGUAUCAGCAUUGUGAAGAUGGUUGAGAACUUCAGUGACGAGUCGAUUGAUUUUCUUAUUGCAGAGAUGAUUUUGAUUGAGGAGAAAGAGGAGAUAAGGGAGCUUGCUAUGAGUGUUUUGAAGAAGAAGAGUGCGAUGCCAAGCAACCUAGUGGUCCAUUUUAUGAAUGUUCUUGGAGGAAGUUUGUAUGAGCCGUAUCGUGAGGAUGACUUUGUCUCAUACGAUGACUUGUAUUUUACAAAGAGCGGAAUAAAUGUGAUAGGGAAGGACGAGAUACUGAAGAACAGGUGUUGUUUGUUUGAAUGCCUGAUUGGAGGGGAGAUUGCAGACUUGAAAUGCAAGGAAACAAUGAUUGGCAACACUUUUCUAUUUCUUAGCAGAUUUGCUCAUGGGUAUAGCAAGAAUAACGAAGGAUUUGAGUGUGAAAAUGCUGAAGAGGAGGAGAGUACCGAUGAAGAGAUGCUGGUAAAAGGCCUUGAAGAGUAUUUUUUGAAGUGCAGAGAUCUAAAGAUGGCGCCGAUGAAGGAGUUCAAGAAGAAGAUGGGGGAUCCUAGUAUUGUAUCGAUUCAUCCGAUGGUUGAGGCAUUGUAUGUUGACUAUAUCAGGAUGCAAGCAGCAGUGAAUCUUCCUGAGCUAAAGUUUGCAGUGAAGAUGUACAAAGUAGAGACAUGCAGGCAGUUUCUGAGUUUGUUCUCGAGGAUAGUGACUGAUGCAUAUGAUGAGGGAAAGGUCUGUGUAAAUAAGUUUUUGAUGAAUGCAUAUGAAGGGCUAGUGCAAGGCAGUGAAGGAUUUCUUGUUUUUUUCAAAGUUUUUGGAGCAAGGUUUCUUCAGCAUGUGUUUUUCAGCCGGGUGAUAGGCUUUGAUAGCAGACUUGACUUUUUUGCAAGGACAAUUGAAAUAUAUGCAUGUGACGAAGGAAUAAGAAGAUUGGAGAGUGUUUUUGAGGAUGCACUGCAGAAGAGGAAUGUAGCAGUGGUACGUGGGUUUAUGAAAUCUCUUGAGUUUAAUGAAAGGUUUGUAAGGAGCAUGCUAUAUAAUCUGGAUGUUGAGCUUCUUGGUAUGCUGAUCGAUGCAGGCGAUCAUUCGUUCAACCCACUGUUUGUGAAGCCUCUUUUAAAUAACAUUUCUAGUGGUAAGGAUAGGAAUGUGUCUUGCAAGGUGUUUUCGAAGAUUAUUCCUACGCUUGGAUUCCGAACGAAUGAGAAGAUAGCCGAGGAUCUCCUUGUGCAAAUUGAUACAGAGAACAAGGCGCUUGAGUCUUUACUUGAUUCGAAGAAGAUUCCUGAAUACAAGAUAAAGUGUCCUAUGGAGACGAAGCUGAGGGAUUAUCAGGCGGAAGGAGUAAGAUGGUUGAGCUUUUUGUACAGCUUUAAUCUGAAUGGGAUUCUUGCGGACGACAUGGGGCUUGGAAAAACGCUGCAGGUGCUGACUUUUCUUUGUUCUGAGAUGUAUGAGACGGACAGGAGAGUGCUGGUUGUCUGCCCGUCGAGCUUAACUGGACAUUGGAAGUCUGAGGUAAGGAAGUUUUUUCCUUUUAUGUCGUGUGAAGUGUAUAGGAAGGAAAUGAAGAGUGAUUAUGCGAUUAUAGUAAGUUCUUAUGAAGCGUUUAGAAAUGACUAUCUGAGCUUUAUUGAGAAGGAUUGGUUUUAUGUAGUUGUUGAUGAAGGACAUGUGCUGCGUAACAAGCAAACGAUGCUGUAUGCGAGGAUGAACAUGAUAAAGUGUGCAAGAAAGAUAAUACUGACAGGAACGCCGGUGCACAACAGCGUUGAGGAUCUUGUCUCGCUGUUCAACUUUCUGAUGCCAGGCUACAUUGGGCCUGAGAAGGACUAUGGGACGUUGAGCGUCAAGAUGUCUGACUCUGAGAUUGAAAAAGCGCAUGCCAAGCUUGAGUAUCUGCACAAGAAGGUUCUUCCGUUUGUUUUGAGGAGGCUGAAAAUAGAUGUGCUGAAGGAUCUGCCGCCGAAGAUAAUUAGAGACAUUAUUAUUGAGUUUGGGCCUGCACAGGAGAGUCUGUAUAGAGAGAUCGAUGAGAACGGAGGAAGAGAGGAAGCAGGAAGAGCAAAUGAGUUGGAGUAUGGAAAGAUUGACCAGAAGAACGCUGGAUUUAAACGAACAAGGGACUUGUUCCUUGCGAUAUCACAUAUAGGGCACUUUAGAGACUCGGAAGAGGUUUCAUGUAAAGUGAGGGCUCUCGAUGACAUUAUUUCGCUCUGUGGAGGAGAAGAGCUGAGGAGCAAGAUUCUUGUGUUUUUCCAGUUUAAGUCGAGCAUAGAUCUUGUUGUGAAUGAUAUUAUGAAGAGAUACAAGUUCAAGCACUCGAGGAUUGACGGAUCUGUUGUGAGCUCAGCCAGGACAAAGAUUAUUGAGGAGUUUAAUAAUGGAACCACACAAGUUUUAUUUCUAACUACGCAGGUGGGGGGUCUUGGGCUCAACUUGACUGCAGCGGAUACAGUAGUGAUGUAUGAGCACGACUGGAAUCCGUUCAAUGAUUUGCAGGCAAUGGACCGAGCACACAGGAUAGGGCAGAAAAGAACGGUCAAUGUGUUUAGGCUCAUAGUGAAGAACACGCUAGAGGAGAAGGUUAUGAAUUUGCAAUCGUUCAAGAUGUUUAUUGCAAACAGUCUUAUAUCUCAACAGAAUGCAGACAUAGAAACAAUGGAAACCAAGGAUCUUCUUGAGAAGUUCCGGGGAUAG